This is a messenger RNA of Siniperca chuatsi (mandarin fish), 1317 nucleotides long. Its product is annotated as membrane-spanning 4-domains subfamily A member 8-like. Gene Ontology annotation, cellular component: membrane. The transcript is spliced from 7 exons. NCBI's taxonomy places the organism in Eukaryota, Metazoa, Chordata, Actinopteri, Centrarchiformes, Sinipercidae. The record is from RefSeq and is a predicted model, not a curated record. Bases 175 to 912 code for a protein of 245 amino acids.
AAGAAGAAGAAGAAGAAGAAGAAGAAGAAACCAUAAAACUUUAAAACUUUACGAAGAAGAAGUCAUAAAACCUUACGAAGAAGAAGUACAGUCCAUCGGAAUAAGUCGUGUUUCUGCUACUUAACACGCCUCCUGACAUCGUCUUUUUUCUUACUGUCUACAGGAGCAGGCAGGAUGUCUGUGACCGUGACCAAGGCUGAUGGGGUGACUGUGUUCACUAUGACCUCUGACCCACAAAGUCCAUGGCCUCCACUGUGCCAAAUCCUCAAGGGCCUUUGCUACAACCCUGUGUGCUGCUCUGUGUCUCAGCGCCUGAGGAGGGUCCAGACUUCUCAGUCAGUACUGGGGGCUCUGCAGAUCAUGAUCGGGUUGCUCAACAUCGGCUUUGGCGCGAUCCUCUGUGCCAGUCGAGGUGGCUCUUCGUGGGAAAUGGAUUUUACCUGGUUUCCUUUUUGGUUAGGAGGAUUGUUUAUGUUAUUUGGCACCAUGAACAUUUUGUCUGAGAAGUAUUCAAGUCCAUGUCUGGUCAUCCUCAAUGCGAUUCUGAAUCUAGCAGGAGUUGCUUUUGCCAUUACAGCUAUCGUACUCUACAGCAUCAAUAUAGCAGAUAUCUAUUUUUGGUGGAUGUGUAAUGAUGGCUAUUAUGACUACACUACGCCAAGUCCAUCUUCUGAGGUGAUCAUCUUGAAGGAGAAAUGCUUGGAGGGCAAGGCACUUGUUCUGAUGCUUACAAGAAGCAUCAAUGCUGUGCUGAUCGUCCUGUCGACCCUGGAGCUCUGCAUCGUCAUCAGCUCUGCCGUCUUGGGGAUCAAGGCUCUGAGCAGCAUUAUGAAGGGAGAAAUCAAGAGCAUUGAUGAACCAGAAUACUACAAACCACUUCUGGAGGAAGUCACCAGUAACCCUACAGCCUAAAUGACAAUAUUUGCUUUGUGCUAUUAGUUACCAGGAUCUACAAUCCUGUGCAUUUAUACCAUUGACUGUAUGUACUGUAAUGUCAAUGAUUUACACAAAUUUAGCUGGUACGGUCUCUGCCAAACUUCUGGUCUUUUCCUACAAGGGUUGUUUAAACAUAUUUGCGCUUUAUGUUUUAGAGUAUUUUUGGUAAUCUGCACUAAAUUGUAUAUGCUGCUGUCCAUUUCUUUCUCUGUUGUUCCCAUUGAUUAUGAUUUUCUAUCGAGUCAUGUGCCUUACGGUCAGUAUGUUUGUAAGUAAAAGGGAGGUUCAUGUAUGUGUCUGUGACAUUGAUUGACUGUUUUGCUAUUUUUCAAUAUUAAGCCAUUUAAAAUAAAUAAAUAAAUAAAUAAAAUACUUAAAUAA